AUGGAUCCUAUCACGGUUUCAGCACCAGGUAAACUGAUUCUGUUCGGAGAACAUGCUGUUGUUUAUAGAAAGAUGGCAAUUUCUUGUAGUGUUGAUAAUCGAACCUUUGUACGCCUGACAUCAACUGAAAAUAAUACCGUCAAUAUUGUGAUGUCAGUUCUUGAUAUUAACCAAAAAUGGCCAAUAGAAUCUCUUCAGAACCUCUUGCAGGAGUUUACAGAGGCUGAAUUAAAUGAUAAACCAACUGCUGUGAUGGAGAAAAAACUGAAAUACUUCUUAAACAUCAAGUCUGAAAUUUUAACAAAGAAGGAACUGGCUCAGGUUCUUUUGUUGUUUCUAUACUUGGGCAUUUGUAAACAAAAUGCAGAUAAUGGUCUUCCAUCAUUAAAAAUUCAAUGUACAACUUACCUUCCACUUUGUUCUGGUUUGGGCUCCUCUGCAAGUGUCUCUGUCUCUGUGUCUGCAGCCCUUCUACAACAACAAGGGCUGAUUAGUUUUCCUUCCAUUGAAGAUUCCGGUGCUUAUUGGUCAGAUGAAGAUUUGGAAAAGAUCAACAAGUGGGCUUUCAGAGGAGAAUGUAUCAUGCAUGGAAAUCCGUCUGGUAUUGAUAAUACCGUUUGUACAUUUGGUGGAAUGAUAGCUUAUGAGAAUGGAAAAACAGAACGUUUACAUGAUCUUCAGCUGAAUGGCUUGAUUGUGAACAGCAAAAAGGAAAGAAGUACAAAGAAAAUGGUUGAAAAGGUCAAGUCAAAAAUUGCACAGGUAAGUAGCCAAUUGACAGCCUCUUUGUCAUGA
This is a messenger RNA of Acanthosepion pharaonis, 795 nucleotides long. The record is from the annotation of a GenBank genome assembly. Lineage: Eukaryota; Metazoa; Mollusca; Cephalopoda; Sepiida; Sepiidae.